AACAAACUCUAGCAUCUAUAAAUUCUUGUUCCACAAAUCACACAUUCCCUUUUCUUUUCCUUCCAUUGUUUUUGUUCACUCCCAUUUCUUUGGAUUCUGUUCUUUCACUAUUCUUGAAACUUAGAAAGAAAAAAAAUGGCACAAGAAAAUGCAAGUCAUCAUCAUCUAAUGACAUUAUUCUUCAUCAUUAUCUUCUUAAGUAUGGCUUCAUGUUGUUAUGGAGUUGGAAUCAAUUGGGGAAACAUGGCAACUCACCAACUUCCUCCAAAGAAAGUUGUUAACAUGCUUCAAGAGAAUGGUUUUGAUAAACUCAAACUUUUUGAUGCUGAUGAAUGGGUUAUGGCAGCUUUAUUAGGGACUGAUAUUGAGGUUAUGUUAGCAAUUCCAAAUAAUAUGUUGCAAGAAUUUAGCAUGAAUCCUAAAGCUGCUGAAUCUUGGGUUUAUGAAAAUGUCACCACUUAUUUGUACCCUGGUGGAUUAAAUAUCAAAUACAUUGCUGUUGGUAAUGAACCUUUCCUUAAGGAAUAUAAUGGAACCUAUCUACUAUACACUCUACCAGCUCUAAAGAAUAUACAAACAUCUCUCAACAAAGCAGGACUUGGUUUAAGCAUCAAAGCAACAGUUCCAUUCAAUGCUGAUGUUUAUUAUUCACCAGAGACAAAUCUAGUUCCAUCCGCUGGCGAUUUCAGGCCAGAAGUCCGCGACUUAACCAUCGAAAUAAUUAAUUACUUAUACACAAACAACGCGCCAUUUACAGUCAACAUAUAUCCAUUCUUAAGUCUAUAUGGAAAUGAUCAUUUCCCUUUUGAUUUCGCGUUUUUCGAUGGAAACAAUAAGCCUUUAAUGGAUGGUAAUUUACUUUACACAAAUGUAUUUGAUGCAAAUCUUGAUACACUUUUAUAUGCUUUAGAAAAAGCAGGAUAUCCUGAUAUGAAAAUUGUGAUUGGAGAAGUCGGUUGGCCAACAGAUGGUGACAAAAAUGCAAAUAUUCAAAAUGCAAAAAGAUUCAACAAUGGUUUACUUAAACAUUGUUUAAGUGGUAACGGUACACCGAAAAGGAAAGGUAUAAUCGACGUUUAUUUAUUCAGUUUAAUCGACGAAAAUGCUAAAAGUAUUGCUCCUGGCAACUUUGAAAGACAUUGGGGAAUUUUCGAGUUUGACGGAAAACCAAAAUAUGAAUUGGAUUUAAAAGGUUUGGAAAGUGAUAAAGGUCUAGUAGCUGUUGAAGGUGUGAAAUAUUUGGAAAAACAAUGGUGUAUAUUAGAUCCUGAUGUUACUGAUUUGCAUUAUUUGGCUAAUAGUAUUGAUUAUGCAUGUAGCUUAUCAGAUUGUACUGCAUUAGGAUAUGGUUCAUCUUGUAAUGGUUUAAGUCUUCAAGGGAAUGCUUCUUAUGCAUUUAAUAUGUAUUAUCAAGUGCAUAAUCAGAAGGAUUGGGAUUGUGAUUUUUCUGGUUUAGCUAUUUUGACAGAUCAGGAUCCAUCAGAAAAAGGGUGUCAAUUUCCUAUCAUGAUUUCUCAUGGUACUUGUUUGGUGCUUCACAAAGGACUUUUAUUAGCCUUUGGUGUAAUUAUUUUUGUUGUAUUUUUUUUACUAUAGUUGACAGAUAAUUCAUGAGUACUAAAAAUUGUGUCAUGGUAGAUUUGUAGUAUAUAUUUUUUUGGAAAGAAAAAAGAUUAGAUCCAUAAUCCAUGUUGUAAAGUUUUUGCUACUUUUUUCUUGCUUUUAAUUUUUUAGCAUAUAAUACUUUGACUUAGGACUCUACUUAACUUAGCUAGGUGAGUUAAGUUCAAGUGGCUUUUGUUUAGAUUAAUAUAUGUUGCUUGCAGCUGAUGUAAUGUUCCAAACUGUCAAUACAAUAACUUAUGAAAAUGCUAAUGAGGUUCCAUUUCA
Molecule: messenger RNA, 1890 nt
Organism: Trifolium pratense (red clover)
Lineage: Eukaryota; Viridiplantae; Streptophyta; Magnoliopsida; Fabales; Fabaceae
Product: glucan endo-1,3-beta-glucosidase 8-like
Exons: 2
Coding region: 136-1596 (486 amino acids)
Biological process (GO): carbohydrate metabolic process
Cellular component (GO): plasma membrane
Molecular function (GO): hydrolase activity, hydrolyzing O-glycosyl compounds
Source: RefSeq, a predicted model, not a curated record